Molecule: messenger RNA, 1254 nt
Organism: Aspergillus bombycis
Lineage: Eukaryota; Fungi; Ascomycota; Eurotiomycetes; Eurotiales; Aspergillaceae
Product: putative lysyl-tRNA synthetase
Exons: 3
Coding region: 1-1254 (417 amino acids)
Biological process (GO): mitochondrial lysyl-tRNA aminoacylation
Cellular component (GO): cytoplasm; mitochondrion
Molecular function (GO): ATP binding; lysine-tRNA ligase activity; tRNA binding
Source: RefSeq, a predicted model, not a curated record
AUGUGCAACCUUCGUCAACUGCCUGGGAUAACCCCGGACGCCUUUAAAAAGCUCUACCGUUUGCUCCGCCGCGGUGAUGCUUUCUCCGUAACAGGUAGACCUCACCGCACUGGACGAGGAGAGCUCACAGUUGUGGCCACGGAAUUGCCUCAGCUUUUGUCUCCUUGUCUCCACGAUGUCCCCCUGGACGCAAAAGAACACGAGAACUCGCCAUACCCCCGUCAUGUCCAGUUCCUGGCAGACCAAACGACGGCCGACAUUAUCAAGGCACGCUCGGCCAUCAUCCAGCAUCUGCGUCAAUUCUUCCUCGAUCGGUCUUUUAUGGAGGUCAACACUCCCAUCGUCAAUUCGAUCGCCGGUGGAGCCAUCGCUCGUCCCUUCUAUACUUCUGCGACCGAAUUUCCCGACCGCCAGCUGUCUCUCAGAAUUGCACCAGAACUAUGGCUGAAGCGCCUAGUGGUUGGUGGUUUCGAUAGGGUGUUUGAGAUUGGACCCUCCUUUCGCAAUGAAGGCAUCGACAAGACCCAUAACCCUGAGUUUACAACUUGUGAAUUCUAUCAUGCCUAUGCCAACCUAGAAGACCUUGUGUCUAUGACAGAGAGUCUACUGUCUGGCAUGGCACAACAUAUCCACGACUUUAACAAAGACGGUGCUCUGAAGCCCACCGAAGUUGACUUCUCAACGCCGUUCCGUCGUAUCGAUUUCCUCACUGGCAUUGAAGAGAAGAUCGGCCGCAAGCUGCCAGAUCUCACAUCCCCAGAUGCCGUGGUCCAGGUGAAACAACUGUUCAAGGACCUAUCACUCGAGAUUCCCGAGGCUCCCACACUUCCCCGACUUUUGGAUGAACUCUGCAGCAUCUAUGUGGAACCCGAGUGCAUAAACCCGACCUUUAUCAUCAACCCUCCUGAAUGUCUAUCGCCCUUGUCGAAAUCUUUUAUCCAUCCAGUCAAUGGCCAGCGUGUUGCUGCACGGGGAGAACUGUUCAUCGAGGGAAAGGAGGUGGUGAAUACCUACGAGGAAGAAAACUCGCCAUCUGAACAACGACGCAAGUUUGAAGACCAGGUCCGCUACAGCAAGAAUGCAGACGAGUCUGCAGAGAUCGACGAGAGCUAUCUUGAGGCGCUGGAAUGGGGCCUUCCCGCUACAGGUGGCUGGGGAUGUGGCAUCGACCGACUUUGCAUGCUCUUCACCGGCGCGAAGAGGAUAGCAGAUGUCCUACCCUUUGGGACCCUACGGGCCGUAACCCGGCGAUGA